Drosophila subpulchrella is the source of this 1827-nucleotide messenger RNA. Its product is annotated as kelch domain-containing protein 3. Bases 263 to 1480 code for a protein of 405 amino acids. Gene Ontology annotation, molecular function: chromatin binding; protein binding. Gene Ontology annotation, cellular component: cytoplasm. The record is from RefSeq and is a predicted model, not a curated record. NCBI's taxonomy places the organism in Eukaryota, Metazoa, Arthropoda, Insecta, Diptera, Drosophilidae. The transcript has a single exon.
AAGCAACUACAACAAUAAAAAGCCCAAUUUUUUUUAGCAGCCGAGCGGAGCGUUUGGUAUCAGUAUCAGCGUUUGCGUUUACACCUGUGUGGCCUUCAAUCGCUCGCACCUGCACCCCCGCCGCCUUCUGCCUCCCCCCGAGCCCACGAAGAGAACGACAACUGCGGCGCACUUGCUUUCCUUUGUGUGCUUUGGCUGUUUCGGCCCAAGGCAAGAGCCCCCAGCCUCAGUCCCAAUCUCCUUGGUGCUCCAAUUGGCCAAAAUGCUGUGGACUGUGCACCUGGACGGCGGGCCGCAGCGGGUCAAUCACGCGGCGGUGGGCGUGGGCGACUUCAUCUACAGCUUCGGCGGCUACUGCACUGGAUACGAUUAUCGCUACAACGAGCCCAUCGAUGUCCACGUCCUGAACGCGCACACAAUGCGCUGGACCCUGGUGCCCCAGCAGCUGGACGCCGCCGGGUUGCCGCUAAAGUAUCCUCUGGUGCCCUUCCAGCGCUACGGACACACGGUGGUCGCCUACAAGGAGCGCAUCUACAUCUGGGGCGGACGCAACGACGAGAACCUCUGCAAUGCCCUGUACUGCUUCGAUCCCAAGACCGCCCAGUGGUCGAGGCCGCCGGUCACCGGCUGCCUGCCAGGGGCGCGGGACGGUCACUCGGCCUGCGUCAUCGGCAACAGCAUGUUCAUCUUCGGCGGCUUCGUCGACGAGAUCAACGAGUUCAGCAGCGAUGUGCACAGCCUCAAUCUGGACACCAUGGAGUGGCGCUAUGUGCAGACUUUCGGCGUGCCGCCCAGCUACAGGGACUUCCAUGCGGCGGUGGCCUACGAGCAGGAGCGCAUGUACAUCUUUGGCGGGCGGGGCGACAAGCACAGUCCGUACCACAGUCAGGAGGAGACUUACUGCCACGAGAUCGUCUACCUGGACAUGAAGACCAAGGUCUGGCAUCGCCCCUUCACGGCCGGCAAGGUGCCCGUAGGCCGGCGCAGCCACAGCAUGUUCGUCUACAACAAGCUGAUAUACGUCUUCGGCGGCUACAAUGGCCUGCUGGACCAGCAUUUCAACGAUCUGUACACCUUCGAUCCGCGCACCAAGCUGUGGAACCUGAUACGGGCCAACGGCAAGGCACCGACGGCGCGGCGCAGGCAGUGUGCCAUCGUGAUGGCCACCAAAAUGUUCCUGUUCGGCGGCACCAGUCCGAGGAGCAGCUCCUCCAGCGGCUCGCCAUCGGCCGGCGUAUCGCCCACUCAAGAGGCGGGCGGAGCAACUGCGGCAGGCGGAGUUGUUCCGCCCGGCCUGGCGCUCAUCGACUACAGCGAUCUGCAUGUGCUCGAUUUUGAGCCCACCCUGAAAACCCUGGCCACCAUGGUGGUGCUCAAGCACCAGCUGGACAUCUCGGGGCUGCCGCGGAGCUUCCGCUCCGAUCUGCAGAUGCUGACGCAGCCGAACAGUAUUAGCCGGCCCAUCAACCAAGCCGGCUAGCAUCCAAAGCCGUAGGGGGAAAAGCCCGAGUCGACUGCCACAAAAUGAAGAAGGGGGAGAAAAGGGGAGACGCAUCACGGAGCCACUAGUCCGUUUCUUUGUAUUUGAAACCAUUGGAGGAGCAAGCUCGAAUUACGUUUACUGGAGAGAUGGCGAAGGGAGAACCUGAGGGAGAGAGAAAGGGAGAAGCCCCAAUAAUUACGAAAGUUUUAGAAACUUGCUUUUGGUACUUCUGAUAGCUGCUAAAUAAUACACAAUAACGAUGAUUAUGCGAAUGAUAUUAAAAUAGAAAUGUAGUUCGUAAAACAUUUAUAAAUCGUCCUUAAAUAAAAACUCCAUUAACUUUA